AUGCCGGAUCGGACAGCUGAAUUCCGUACCAUCGCCCUCGAAAGGUCGCCAUUACGUGCAACAUCUUCACCCAAACCAAAGAUAAAAAAGGAACGUGACAACGAUGCCGCUUACGAUCUCUUCACCAAAGAAGCCUAUCGCAUCCAUGAGCACAUUGACAGUCUACGUCGCUUUCUUUUGUCCAUACGCCGAGCCUACCUCAACACGGAUGCACGACAAAGCCUAAGGAAACGAGCUGGAGCAGCAACAACAACAGCACCCAAAGCAUCAGGAUUGGAGGGGUCGUUGUUUGCCCUGUUUGGCACUGACAUUGGCACCUUGACCGACAAUGAGCGCGACGAGAUCGACUUUCAAGCCAAAGUGAUUAUUCGACGUUGUAUGGAUCGUAUCAAGGAGUUGGAACAUGCCGAAAAAGUGCGUAAAGAAAAGGAAGUGACAGCGUCCACCAAGGGGAUAGCAGGGUUCUUGGGUAGCCUGUUAAUAUCAUCCGAGUCGACACUUGCACGUGACACACUUGCCCUUCAUCGCAGCAGCAUGAUUUGGUUACUGAAUAAGCGAUUGGCUCAAGUAUCAGAGUUACAAAAGAGUCAACAAGAGAUACGGUUACAACGAGAAUUGGAAAAGAGCGAGAAUCAACUCUAUCGAUCUUCCGAGAUGGCAUUUUCAGCACAAUCCUUGAUGGAUGAGGAUGAGGAUGAUAAGGAGGAGAAGGUGAACAAAGGACUUUACAGCAACAAUGAACCAGUACAAGAGGAGAUGCCCAUGGAUGCUUUUCAAGAACAACUUUCUCAAGAGCAACUACAAGUACUGGAACGUGAAAAUUCAACCAUGAUUGAAGAACUCAACAAUACCCUGAACCAAGUUCGCAAUGCUGAAACCGCUUUACUCGAGAUCUCCACGUUGCAGAAUCAAUUGACCGAACAUCUCGCUGCCCAAACAGUACAAACCGAUCAAUUAUACGCUGACUCGAUCGCCACCACUGAACGUAUCGAACAAGGCAACUUGCAACUCAUCAAGACCAAGGAAAGGAACCGUGGCACUCGCAACUUUACCCUCAUAUUCCUCCUAUUCGCGAGUUUCAUUCUCUUAUUUCUCGACUGGUAUUCUUGA
Lichtheimia ornata is the source of this 1110-nucleotide messenger RNA. RefSeq lists its product as uncharacterized. Gene Ontology annotation, cellular component: endoplasmic reticulum; SNARE complex. Gene Ontology annotation, biological process: retrograde vesicle-mediated transport, Golgi to endoplasmic reticulum. The record is from RefSeq and is a predicted model, not a curated record. The coding region runs from base 1 to 1110 and encodes 369 amino acids. The transcript has a single exon. NCBI's taxonomy places the organism in Eukaryota, Fungi, Mucoromycota, Mucoromycetes, Mucorales, Lichtheimiaceae.